CACCUCGAUCGACCGACCGAACGCGUAGUUUUGACAGGUGUCGUCGAGGCCAGUCUGGAAAGAAAUCCGGAACGUACGGAUGCGCGCGUACGGAUCGAACGAGACAAUCCGGUGGAAAAAAUGUCGUUCUUGCAGAACGCGCUCAUCGGCAACCCGUUCUCGACGCCCGUCGGUAGCAAAAUAGAGCAAGCGACCGACGGCAGCCUCGCGUCGGAAAACUGGGCCCUGAACAUGGAGAUCUGCGACAUCAUCAACGAGACGGAGGAGGGCCCGAAGGACGCGAUCAGGGCGAUCCGGAAGCGGCUGUCGCAGAACGCGGGCAAAAAUUACACGGUCAUCAUGUACACGCUGACGAUCCUCGAGACGUGCGUGAAGAACUGCGGCAAGCGCUUCCACGCGCUCGCCUGCGGCAAAGAUUUCGUCCAGGAACUGGUCAAACUGCUGAGCCCCAAAAACGACCCGCCGACCGCCGUGCAAGAGAAGGUGCUCAGCCUGAUCCAGUCCUGGGCGGGCGCGUUCCAAAGCGACCCGGACCUCGCGGGCGUCGCCGCCGUCUACAAGGACCUCCUCGCCAAAGGCAUCGAGUUCCCGCCCACCGACUUGGACUCCAUGGCGCCGAUACACACGCCGCGGAAGAGCGUCGUAGGGGCGCCGCCCCCGGCGGAGCCGUCGUCGUCGCCGCCGCCGCCUGCGGCCGCGUCUCAGGGCGUGCUGACGCCCGAACAGAGGGCGAAGCUCCAGUCCGAGCUGGACGUGGUGCAGAGCAACAUGUGCGUACUGGGCGAGAUGCUGGGCGAGGCGGAGCCGGGACGCGAGCACCCCGACGAGGUGGCGCUCCUUAAGGAGUUGCGGGUCACGUGCGACGGCAUGCAGCGCCGCCUGGUGGACCUGAUCGGUAAGAUCGCCAACGACUCGCUGACGGAGGAGCUGCUGCGCAUCAAUGACGACAUGAACAACCUGUUCCUGCGCUACGGUCGGUGGGAGAAGAACAGGGGAGCGACGCCGUCGGCUCUAGUCGCCGCCGCCAUACCGCCGUCGACGUCCGCUAGGGCGACGCCCCCGGCGGCGGGCGACAGCCUGAUCGACUUCGACGACGACGUCGCGGACGCGGUAUCGAAGCUCGUGGUGGCGGAAGGGGGUGACGGACGGCGCGACGAAGAGUUCGACAUGUUCGCGCAGUCGCGGACCGCGACCUACGAGAGUUCCAAGCGGAGCGGUAGCACCUACAGGGACAACCUGGAGCCCGAUCAGGUGGCGGGCGGCCUCAGCAGCCUCGCGAACUCGCGACCCGCGGUAGAGGACCGGGAGUUUGACGAGAUGGCCAACUGGCUCGGGAGCACGAGCGGGCCCGAGGAGUCGGUGACGAGCAGCGACUUCGAGCGGUUCCUGGCGGAGAGAGCGGCCGCGGCGGACACGCUGCCGACGGUGACGGCGACGACGGGCUCGACAAACCCCAGCGAGGCGAGGAAGUCGGACAAGAAGCGGCCCGACCUGCUGACGUCGUAGGGGCGUGGCCCCCUACGGUUUGACCAAAGACGGACGGUUGUAAAUAGCGACAUAUAUUUUAUUACUGUUUAUAUUAUUAUUUGUUAGGUUAGAAUUGCCCCCUAUUGUAUCCCCCAGUUGAACAUUAUAUUACGGCGCACGCGCCGAAGCUA
Cylas formicarius (sweet potato weevil) is the source of this 1658-nucleotide messenger RNA. RefSeq names its product TOM1-like protein 2. Gene Ontology annotation, biological process: signal transduction. Gene Ontology annotation, cellular component: endosome; membrane. Gene Ontology annotation, molecular function: phosphatidylinositol binding; clathrin binding; ubiquitin binding. Lineage: Eukaryota; Metazoa; Arthropoda; Insecta; Coleoptera; Brentidae. The coding region runs from base 121 to 1506 and encodes 461 amino acids. The record is from RefSeq and is a predicted model, not a curated record. The transcript has 6 exons.